Penaeus vannamei (Pacific white shrimp) is the source of this 1975-nucleotide messenger RNA. The record is from RefSeq and is a predicted model, not a curated record. NCBI's taxonomy places the organism in Eukaryota, Metazoa, Arthropoda, Malacostraca, Decapoda, Penaeidae.
ACGGCUGCAUCGGUCAGUUCUCAUUCGAAACUCUCUGCAGUACCAGUUUGGUCUCGCUUAAAGUUUUCUUGAUUUUGAUUUAAAGGUCUGGGGACGUCGAUGAGGUAAAAGCCAUGCUCAUUUUCGUUGCAGACAAGUGGUUGGAAGCGUGUGGGAUGAGCAGGGACCCCUGCCAGAACGGUGGUUACACUGGAGCAAAUUGCACAUGCGUGUGUCCACAGGGAACAUCCGGGUCUUCCUGCGAAAUAAAUGAACAAGAUUACUUUGCUUCGCAACGCAGCAACUGCAGUGUGCUCAUCACAAGCCCGGGCACGAUUACCUCACCUAACUACCCGAACAACUACCCUUAUGGACUAGUAUGUGCCAAGUGGAUACUAGCGCCCGAGUGCAGCCUGCCCAGAGUGACUUUCAAUGCCUUCAGGCUCACAUACUGUAGGGACAGAUUGGAGAUUAGGACAAACAACCGCUACGAUGGCAACUUCUACUGUGGCACCAGUAUCGCCCCAGGGACCGCGUUUACCUCAACUACCAAUGAGCUCAUUCUGAUGUUUUACACAAGAACCAAUUACCAGACUGGUUGGUCUGCAAAUGUCACUUUUGUUGAUGAUCCUAACUGCAGCCUGACCACUCUGCCACCAAUCACGCAAGCACCUACCACUCUACCACAAACCACGCAAGCACCUACCUUUCUCCCACCAACCACACAAAUACCUACCACUCUGCCACAAACCACGCAAGCACCUACCACUCUCCCACCAACCACGCAAGCACCUACCACUCUCCCACCAACCACGGAAGCACCUACCACUUUACCACCAACCACGGAAACACCUACCACUCUCACACCAACCACGGAAGCACCUACCACUCUCACACCAACCACGGAAGCACCUACCACUCUGCCACCAACCACGCAAGCACCUACCACUCUGCCACCAACCACGGUAGCACCUACCACUCUGCCACCAACCACGCAAACACUUACUACUCUACCACCUACCACUAUGCCACCAACCACACUACAACCCGUUCCAAACUGUUCGAUACUGUCUACCAGUGCUGGAGUAACUUGGCUCUCACCACACUUCGGCUACGAGAACUACCCAAACAACUUCAUGUGUGGACUUACUGAGCAUGCGGAUUCUCCAUACAUGACCGCCUUCAAGAUCAACACUUUGCAACUGCAGCGGAAGAAACAUAGGCAAUGCGUUGACUUUAUUGGGAUUCAGAUUCCUUACAGCAGGACUUUAAAGCUGUGUGGUACAAAGAGAGGGACUGUUCUAGUACCGAAUAGGAAUCUGAACAUCAGCUUCGUGACUGACAACUCUGUAACAGACGUCGGAUUUAGCAUCAGUAUCACGUGGCGGCAGAGUAAAUGUCACCGCAUCAUUGAACUAACGGACUUCUCUGCAAUGGGCAUCAUCACGAGUCCAAGGUUCCCGAAAAAAUAUACUAAACAUACAGUCUGCGAGUGGUGGAUUGUGGCCCCUGAAGGUAAAAGAAUCCAACUAGAAUUCACACGAAUCAGCCUCAGGGACAGGAACUGCCUUAAUUCUUACAUCGUCAUAGACAAGUCAGGGCAGGCCACCUACUGGCGAGAGAACAGCUCACUUCUCUGCGCUGUUCACAGAACGGCGACAGUCGUCUCGGUUGGCCGCGCCGUUAACGUUGCUUUCGCCGGCGGACGGAAGCGCUCUUGGGGCUUCUCUGCUCAAUACACCGUUGUGUAAAAAGACCGCAUAAUAUGAGGAUGGUGCUUCUGUAAUGGCACUUGCAGGUUGAUGCAUACAUUGACAGUCAACACGUACAAACGCAUAUAUAGCUCCACGCACUUUCAGGAAUACCUGCGCUAAACAUAUGCAUCAUUUAUCAGUCAGAAACUAUUUAUACAAAAUAGCUAUUAAACGCUCUGUAAAUAUAGACAUAAUUUUAGAUUUUUACUACGAAUAUACUCUGGAGCAAUAAAGGACUGAUA